Manis pentadactyla (Chinese pangolin) is the source of this 9085-nucleotide messenger RNA. RefSeq names its product kinesin family member 1A (gene KIF1A). The record is from RefSeq and is a predicted model, not a curated record. The coding region runs from base 199 to 5706 and encodes 1835 amino acids. The transcript has 51 exons. Gene Ontology annotation, biological process: microtubule-based movement. Lineage: Eukaryota; Metazoa; Chordata; Mammalia; Pholidota; Manidae. Gene Ontology annotation, molecular function: ATP binding; microtubule motor activity; microtubule binding.
CCGGGCCGGGGGCGCGCAGCCGUCACGCGGUGCCGCCGUCACAGCCCCAGCGCAGCCGGCAGUCGCCGCAGCUCCGCGCACGGGGACCCGCGCCCUGGCCGGUGCCCAUGUCGGGCCGCCGCCCCUGACGCCAGGAGGUGUCUGCGAGCUCGCUGGGGCCUCCGCCACUGCUGGGCGUGACCAACAGAGGCCGGAGAGAUGGCCGGGGCCUCCGUGAAGGUGGCGGUGCGCGUCCGCCCCUUCAAUUCCCGGGAAAUGAGCCGCGACUCCAAGUGCAUCAUCCAGAUGUCGGGCAGCACCACCACCAUCGUCAACCCCAAACAGCCCAAAGAGACGCCCAAGAGCUUCAGCUUUGACUACUCCUACUGGUCACACACCUCGCCCGAAGACAUCAACUACGCCUCGCAGAAGCAGGUGUACCGGGACAUAGGCGAGGAGAUGCUGCAACAUGCCUUUGAGGGCUACAACGUCUGCAUCUUUGCCUAUGGGCAGACCGGGGCCGGCAAGUCCUACACCAUGAUGGGCAAGCAGGAGAAGGACCAGCAGGGCAUCAUCCCGCAGCUCUGCGAGGACCUGUUCUCCCGCAUCAACGACACUACUAAUGACAACAUGUCCUACUCCGUGGAGGUCAGCUACAUGGAGAUUUACUGUGAGCGCGUCCGUGACCUCCUGAACCCCAAGAACAAGGGCAAUCUGCGAGUGAGGGAGCACCCGCUGCUGGGGCCAUACGUGGAGGACCUCUCCAAGCUGGCGGUCACCUCCUACAAUGACAUCCAGGACCUCAUGGACUCAGGGAACAAGGCCAGGACCGUGGCAGCCACAAACAUGAAUGAGACCAGCAGCCGCUCCCAUGCCGUCUUCAACAUCAUCUUCACACAGAAACGCCAUGACGCAGAGACUGACAUCACCACAGAGAAAGUGAGCAAAAUCAGUCUGGUGGACCUAGCUGGGAGCGAGAGGGCCGACUCCACAGGGGCCAAAGGCACGCGCCUCAAGGAGGGGGCCAACAUCAACAAGUCCCUGACCACGCUGGGGAAGGUCAUCUCCGCUCUGGCCGAAAUGGACUCCGGGCCCAACAAGAACAAGAAAAAGAAGAAAACAGAUUUCAUUCCAUACAGAGAUUCGGUGCUGACCUGGCUCCUCCGGGAAAACCUGGGUGGGAACUCUAGGACAGCAAUGGUGGCGGCUCUGAGCCCCGCAGACAUCAACUAUGACGAGACCCUGAGCACGCUGAGGUACGCUGACCGGGCCAAGCAGAUCCGAUGCAAUGCUGUCAUCAAUGAGGACCCCAACAACAAGCUGAUCCGAGAGCUGAAGGAUGAGGUGACCCGGCUGCGGGACCUGCUGUAUGCCCAGGGUCUUGGGGACAUCACUGACACCAACACUGUGCCCGGAGGACCCAAAUAUGUGUCCGACCUUGAGAACAAUAACCGUAACCGUGGCGGGGCGGAGUUGAGUCAAGCCCCUGACAAUCUCUCCACAGUGACCAACGCCCUGGUGGGCGUGAGCCCCUCAUCCUCGCUCUCGGCCCUGUCCAGCCGCGCUGCGUCCGUGUCCAGUCUGCACGAGCGCAUCUUGUUUGCCCCAGGCAGUGAGGAGGCCAUCGAAAGGCUGAAGGAGACAGAGAAGAUCAUAGCUGAGCUUAACGAGACUUGGGAAGAGAAGCUACGGCGGACCGAAGCCAUCCGGAUGGAGAGGGAAGCGCUGCUGGCUGAGAUGGGCGUGGCCAUGCGGGAGGAUGGCGGCACCCUGGGCGUUUUCUCUCCCAAAAAGACACCACACCUCGUCAACCUGAAUGAGGACCCACUGAUGUCUGAGUGCCUCCUCUACUACAUCAAGGAUGGGGUCACCAGAGUGGGCCGGGAGGACGCGGAGCGGCGGCAGGACAUCGUCCUGAGUGGGCACUUCAUCAAGGAGGAGCACUGUGUCUUCCGGAGCGACUCCCGAGGGGGCAGUGAAGCCGUGGUGACCCUGGAGCCCUGUGAUGGAGCAGACACCUACGUUAAUGGCAAGAAGGUCACAGAGCCCAGCAUCCUGCGGUCAGGAAACCGAAUCAUCAUGGGAAAGAGCCACGUGUUCCGGUUCAACCACCCCGAACAGGCGAGGCAGGAGCGUGAGCGCACGCCAUGCGCCGAGACUCCUGCCGAGCCCGUGGACUGGGCCUUCGCCCAGCGCGAGCUGCUGGAGAAACAGGGCAUCGACAUGAAGCAGGAGAUGGAGCAGAGGCUCCAGGAGCUGGAGGACCAGUACCGCCGGGAGCGAGAGGAGGCCACCUACCUGCUGGAGCAGCAGAGGCUGGACUAUGAGAGUAAGCUGGAGGCCCUGCAGAGGCAGAUGGACUCCCGGUACUACCCCGAGGCCAACGAUGAGGAGGAGGAGCCGGGGGACGAAGUCCAGUGGACAGAGAGGGAGUGCGAGCUGGCGCUGUGGGCCUUCCGGAAGUGGAAGUGGUACCAGUUCACGUCCCUGCGGGACCUGCUGUGGGGCAAUGCCAUCUUCCUCAAGGAGGCCAAUGCCAUCAGCGUGGAGCUCAAGAAGAAGGUCCAGUUCCAGUUCGUCCUGCUCACAGACACUCUCUACUCCCCGCUGCCGCCGGAUCUGCUGCCCCCAGAUGCUGCCAAGGACCGGGAGACCCGCCCCUUCCCCCGCACCAUCGUGGCCGUGGAGGUCCAGGACCAGAAGAAUGGGGCCACCCAUUACUGGACGCUGGAGAAGCUCAGGCAGCGCCUGGACCUGAUGAGGGAGAUGUAUGACCGGGCGGCCGAGGUACCCUCUAGUGUCAUUGAAGACUGUGACAAUGUGGUAACUGGUGGAGACCCCUUCUACGACCGCUUUCCCUGGUUCCGGCUGGUGGGCAGUUCAGUCAUCUCUGGCUGCGACAGCUACCCUCUUCUCAACACAUGCAUGAGCGAGCGCAUGGCUGCUCUCACCCCCUCCCCCACCUUCUCGAGCCCUGACUCCGACGCCACCGAGCCUGCCGAGGAGCAGAGCGUGGGGGAGGAGGAGGAGGAGGAGGAGGAGGAGGAGGACCUGGAGGACGACGUCUUUCCGGAGCACGGGCUGUGCGACGGCCGGGACCCGUUUUACGACCGGCCCCCCCUGUUCAGUUUAGUAGGAAGGGCCUUCGUGUACCUGAGCAACCUGCUGUACCCGGUGCCCCUGGUGCACCGUGUGGCCAUUGUCAGCGAGAAGGGCGAGGUGAAGGGCUUCCUCCGUGUGGCCGUCCAGGCCAUCUCAGCCGAUGAAGAGGCCCCCGAUUAUGGCUCUGGUGUCCGUCAGUCGGGAACUGCCAAAAUCUCCUUCGAUGACCAGCAUUUUGAAAAGUUCCAGUCCGAGUCCUGCCCCGUGGUGGGGAUGUCCCGCUCAGGGACUUCCCAGGAGGAGCUGCGCAUCGUGGAAGGCCAGGGCCAGGGCACAGACACAGGGCCCUCCGCCGACGAGGUCAACAACAACACCUGCUCCGCAGCUGUGCCUCCGGAAGAUCUCCUCCCAGACAGCCCUGAGAAAGGUGCCCCAGAUGGGCCCCUGGGUGCCACCCUGGACCACCUGCACCUGGGCAGCACCUUCACCUUCCGCGUGACCGUCCUGCAGGCGUCCAGCAUCUCUGCAGAAUAUGCCGACAUCUUCUGCCAGUUCAACUUCAUCCAUCGCCACGACGAGGCCUUCUCUACAGAGCCCUUGAAGAACACAGGGCGGGGUCCCCCACUUGGCUUCUACCACGUCCAAAACAUCGCCGUGGAGGUGACCAAGUCCUUCAUAGAAUACAUCAAGAGCCAGCCCAUCGUGUUCGAGGUCUUCGGCCACUACCAGCAGCACCCGUUCCCACCCCUCUGCAAGGACGUCCUCAGCCCCCUGAGGCCCUCACGCCGCCACUUCCCACGGGUCAUGCCGCUGUCCAAGCCAGUGCCCGCCACCAAGCUCAGCACACUGACGCGGCCCUGCCCGGGGCCCUGCCACUGCAAGUACGACCUGCUGGUUUACUUCGAGAUCUGCGAGCUGGAGGCCAACGGCGAUUACAUCCCUGCCGUUGUGGACCACCGAGGUGGGAUGCCGUGCAUGGGUACCUUCCUGCUCCACCAGGGCAUCCAGAGGCGGAUAACCGUGACUCUGCUGCAUGAGACAGGUGGCCACAUCCGCUGGAAGGAAGUGCGUGAGCUGGUGGUGGGUCGCAUCCGAAACACUCCAGAAACCGACGAGUCCCUCAUUGACCCAAAUAUACUGUCUCUCAACAUCCUCUCAUCUGGAUACAUCCACCCAGCGCAGGAUGACCGGCAGUUUCUUGAUUCGGACAUGCCUAGCAUUUCAUUCGGACAUGACACUAGGACCUUCUACCAGUUCGAGGCCGCGUGGGACAGCUCCAUGCACAACACUCUGCUGCUGAACCGGGUCACCCCCUACCGGGAGAAGAUCUACAUGACCCUCUCUGCUUACAUCGAGAUGGAGAAUUGCACCCAGCCAGCCGUUGUCACCAAGGAUGUCUGCAUGGUCUUCUACUCGCGUGACGCCAAGCUGCCAGCCUCCCGCUCCAUCCGCAACCUAUUUGGCAGUGGGAGCCUGCGGGCCUCGGAGAGCAACCGUGUGACGGGCGUAUACGAGCUCAGCCUGUGCCACGUAGCUGACGCAGGCAGCCCAGGCAUGCAGCGGCGGCGAAGGCGAGUCCUGGAUACGUCUGUGGCCUACGUCCGUGGUGAGGAGAACCUGGCAGGCUGGAGGCCCCGCAGUGACAGCCUCAUCCUGGACCACCAGUGGGAGCUGGAGAAGCUGAGCCUCCUGCAGGAGGUGGAGAAGACCAGGCACUACCUGCUGCUCCGGGAGAAGCUGGAGACCACCCAGCGGCCCGGGCCCGAGGUGCUGUCCCCCGCCUCCAGCGAGGACUCUGAGUCCCGCGGCUCGUCCAGUGCCUCCUCCCCACUCUCAGCCGAGGGCCGGCCAUCUCCCCUGGAGGCCCCCAACGAGAGGCAGCGGGAACUGGCUGUGAAGUGCUUACGGCUCCUCACACACACGUUCAACAGAGAGUACACGCACAGCCACGUCUGCAUCAGCGCCAGCGAGAGCAAGGUCCACUCUCUGCUGCAGCUCUCUGAGAUGUCCGUCACCCUGCUGCGGGACCCGUCCAUGUCCCCCCUGGGGGCGGCCACACUCACCCCCUCCUCCACCUGCCCCUCUCUGGUGGAAGGGCGGUACGGAGCGACCGACCUGAGGACCCCUCAGCCCUGCUCCCAGCCAGCCAGCCCAGAGCCAGAGCCCAUGCCAGAGGUAGAUUUGAAGCCCCCAUCCCCCGUUCGGGCAACAGCGGCAGACAAGGAGCCCCAGCGCCUACUUGUUCCUGACAUCCAGGAGGUCCGGGUCAGCCCCAUCGUCUCCAAGAAGGGCUACCUGCAUUUCUUGGAGCCGCACACAGCCGGCUGGGCCAAGCGCUUCGUGGUGGUGCGGCGGCCCUACGCCUACAUGUACAACAGUGACAAGGAUACUGUGGAGCGGUUUGUGCUCAACCUGUCCACCGCCCAGGUGGAGUACAGUGAGGACCAGCAGGCCAUGCUCAAGACGCCCAACACGUUUGCUGUGUGCACGGAGCACCGUGGCAUCCUCCUGCAGGCCAACAGUGACAAGGACAUGCACGACUGGCUAUACGCUUUCAACCCCCUCCUGGCCGGGACCAUACGGUCCAAGCUCUCCAGAAGGAGGUCUGCCCAGAUGAGGGUCUGAGCCGGAGCCCUCUGUGCGCCGCCAGCAGUCCCGGCCCCGCUCCCCAUCCCCGCUGCCAUCAUGGUGUCAUCCACCACCAGCCCUGCCCCCACCAGACAGCCAACGAGUCACACCUCUGGCCGGGGUGCCUGCGCCACACGACCUGUUGGGCCCCCAGCAGAGGCCACGUUCUUGUCGUUUCCUCUUGGAGAACGCAGCCCUGGUGGGAAGAGUCCUGAGGCGCCGGGAAGGCCAGAGGGCACAGGUCCCGGGGACAUGGCUGGCGUUCUGAUAUUUUUUAAAGCAUAGACAGACUUACAAUUAACACGCAUUAGUUAGUGAUGUUGAAACAGCCCACUUGGAAAUUAACUGUAAGACUGUGCUCUAUUUAUAAGUAUUUAUUCCGGAUGCCUCGCAUAGACCUGUAGGAUUCCGAUCAACCCUGCUUCUGCUCCUCACACACAUCGCCGAGCCCCUUAGGGACAGACAGGGUGGGCGGCCGCCGUGGAAGGCCACGGUGAGGGGGUCUGGACAGGCCGGGCCCCUCCUGGCGGGCACUGCUCCAGCUGCGCUGACGCUUCUCCCAGCUGCACGUGGGGCAGGCCCUCAGCCCUGGGGCAGGGUGUGCAUGUGGGGGUCUGAAGACCGAGCUGCUCAGAAGGGGAGGUGCUUCCAGUGGGAGGCAGAGGAGGGCAGCCACCUGAGAUGCGACUUCCUGGCAGUGCCACAGGUUCUCCCUGGGAGCCGGGGGCGGGGUGAUGAGCAGACGGGUACUGGGGCUGCUGGGGCCUGUCCUGGAUGGGAUGGAGGGAGAGGGUCAGGAUCCCGCCAUGUGUCAUGUAUCCAGGCCGGCAGGCGGGGCUGGGUGCACCGGCCGCCCAGGCAGCCAGGGGCCUGUGGUGAGUCUCCCCAGCUGCCGUGAGAGACAGAAUGAGCUCCAAGUCCCUCCUGAGGAGUAAGUCUGUGACUUCCCCUCUCUCCCCUAGAGAAGAGCGUUUCUGUGCGUCCCAGUGAAGAUUCUAUGGGGUCAGGUGUGGGCAGCCAGUGUUGGGUCAUCCGUCAUCCAGCGGGUACCCCACUUACGCAGUGGAGGGAGCUGCACGUCUUUGUGUGUCCCUUCUGCAGACCCUCUGCCUGAGGGCUGCCCAGGACAGAAUAGGAGUCAGCCCCAGGCUGAGAGUCAGGCCAGAGGUCGCGCCCAGGCUGUAGACCCAUCACAGAAACCAUGCGGCUGGGGCCGGAGGAUCCUCAGCAACCUGUUUCCACACCCAAAGGCACACCUGGCCUCUAUUUAGCUCAAGGGAAAACAGCAGCAAAUCACAACCCCCCGUCCCUCCCAGGGCCCGCCAAGGGCAGGCUGCACCUGGGCCUGCGACUUCCGGAUCCAGGCUCACAUCCGGCCUCUCUUGGUUCAUGCGGCCCUUUGGUGCCUUAUGUCACCAUUGCCAGACCCUGCUGGGCACUGCUCAGACACUUCACUUGUCCCCUGGGUCUGUGGGGUUGGUCCUGUUGCACCCCAGUCAGUGGUUCCGAGACCCCCCUGCAGCCGGGCUGUCCCCUGAUGGCACUAACGUGGACAUAGUCCUGACCCUUGCACCGGGACCAGAGGUGUGCGUGGCAUCUGCCUGGGGACGGGAGGCCUCAGCCCCCAUACCAAGUGAGGAGAUGGUGGUUUGAUGUUUUCCUUCGGGAAAGCUGUUGGGGCCCCUCAAGCUUCACCUUGGACGUGAGACGCAGGGUGGUGGGCUUGCCCAGCAGCCGCAUGAGCCCAGUGGGGAGCUGAGGCAGCCAGGGCACCUUUCCUGUGCGUGGUCCUGGCAGCGCUCCUUGCCCCCUGCUGCCCUCAUCCUGUGCCUGGAGGCGCCCCCCUGCAUAGCUCCAUCAGUAGGAACCAGGUCCUAGGAAACCACACCUCGAGUGCGGCACUGAGCAGCUUCCUUUGGAGAUUUCCCAGGUGAGGGGUCACCUCCUGGACAGAGGGUCAGACACCGUCCAGAAGCCAGGUGGCCUGUGCUCCCCGCAGACGUCCCUGGAGGGACAGCCCGGUCUGCGGGGAGCUUUUAUACCGGCCCUGAGGGCAGGGAGGAGAGACCGGUGGGGGAAUUCUAAGGUGGGCCGGGUUCUGAGAGCCCCACCUUCCUGCAGGGAGAUUGCGGGUACAGGUCCAGGCCACGGCCCGCACAGGUCAGCCAGCCUGAAGCCGUGGCCUUGGAAGGACUAGAGGCUCCGGGUGCAGGAGUCUGAGGCCUGCCAGCCUGCAGAGCACCUGCUGUGGAUGCAGGGCCGAGGGAAGGAAUCUCCCUAAGUUCAGGAGCCCCCACGGCCAUGGGGGCACCCAGGGGACUGUUCCCUUUCCUCCUGUGGCCCCCUUAGCAGUUGGUCAGGAGCCAGGUGAGGGCCUCCCGACGAUCCCACCCUGUCGUCACUUCCUCCUCUCAGGCCCGCUCCAGGGAGCCGCCGGGGAGGGGAAGCUGCCUGUGAGCUGGGGACCCCUGUCCUGCCCAAAGCUGCCCCCGUGUCAUACCAGCUGGGCACAUGCCAUCCAAACGGGGACUCAGUCUCCACAUCUGAGACAUGGGGGACUGAUGUGGGGCCGUAGGGGUCCUCACACUGUGGGUGCCGAGAGGAAAGCCAGGCCUGGCUGUGGCUGCUACUUCCUGCUAAGUGGGGAGGGGAGAAGGACCCAGGAAGCCAUCUCUCCCUGCUGGUGUUUAAUGCCUGGUGCUGCUCAGGCUGCAGCCUCGUCUCAGUUUGACAGACAGGCAUCCCUGUCUGGAGAAGCUCUGUUCCCUCCAGGAGACCGCGAGCUCCUCCUGGCCCCGUGGGCGCCAGGCUGACUGGCACCAGGCUCUGGUGUGACACUGCUGGUGCCCAGGGGUGGGUGGGUGUGAGAUACUCCUAAGUCCCAAGGCCUCCCCAGCUGCUCCCCAGCUGCCAACCUUUCAUCCGCCGGCCACACACGCAUGCCCAUGGCGCUGCGGGGAGGUGGCCUCCCCAUCGAUCCUGGUUGCCCCGGCCCCUCUGCGACAGGUGUAGACAGGCACUUGGGGAGGGGCCCUGAGUGUGUCUGAUGGCACAGGCUCCAGUGAGCAGGGCUGGUGCUCCGUCGGCCCCCCAGCGUGGGAUCCUGGGAAGUGCCGGCCUCUACCCCUGGGAUGGACGGAAGCUAUGGCUUUUUCCGGGCCUGUUCUUCCUGUAGCCAGCUGUCCCCUGAGUUCCCCUCUGGCUUGUACAUAUGUGGUUGUGUGGAGCACCCGCCCCAGCCCGUAACCACCAUCCUCACGUAAAACCCUCAUUCCCUGACGUCCUGAACCCGAGUUGUUAGGCUCUAGGUUCCUGUACUGUGUGUGCACUCAAGGCUCUGUCCAACUAAGAAAUAAAUGUGACUCCUGCAACACCA